AUGAGGAGACGAUGCGUGAAACUACAGUUUCUACAUGGUGAUCAUGGCGAUCCUUCAAAUUUCGUACGAAUCCAAGAAGCUCUCGAGAAUGGCCGAACCGAUCAAGCAGAGAUUGGACUUUGUAAAAAGAACAAAACACAAAUCUGGUUGCUGGUGCAUUUGGCUCCGAUCAAAAACGAUAAAGAAAAUGUGGUUCUGUAUCUUUGUCAGUUCAAAGAUAUCACACCACUUAAGCAGCCGCUCGAUGACGAAAAUAAUAAAGGUAUGUGCACUUUCAAUAUUUGA
Cylicostephanus goldi is the source of this 285-nucleotide messenger RNA. NCBI's taxonomy places the organism in Eukaryota, Metazoa, Nematoda, Chromadorea, Rhabditida, Strongylidae. The record is from the annotation of a GenBank genome assembly.